This is a messenger RNA of Pelobates cultripes (western spadefoot toad), 8922 nucleotides long. Lineage: Eukaryota; Metazoa; Chordata; Amphibia; Anura; Pelobatidae. The record is from the annotation of a GenBank genome assembly.
AUGAAGUCUCCAUCUAAAUUUCAAAACACCACACUAAGGAGAGAUAUUUUGAAAAAACAGUCCAGGCAUUUUGCAAAGGAAUCUGUAGAGGCACCACGAGAUGGACUCAAAAUAGAGAGUGUUCCUCUAAAACUCUCUAUUGAUGAGGAUGAUAGUUUUUUUCACUUUUCAUCAUUGUUUACUCCUAUGAAGAAGCUUCUUUCACCCCUUAGAGACCCAGAGGAUCAGCUAUCUCUUAUUGUAAAGACUGGCUUAACCCUGUUAUCCCCAAUACCUGGACAGCCUUACAAAAAAGCAGGGCAGCCCAAGGUUGAAAAGACUGAACCUGAGAAGCAACAAAAAGAGACCAAGAAGCAGACAGUGAAGAGCUCCAACAAUGGGAAGUGGAAGCACAUGGUACGUAAUCUUAUCACAUGCACAUAAAAUUGCUUUGCAAAUGAUUUAUUUUGUUUACUUUUUCUGUCCCAAAACAUCACAUAUUUUUAUAGCUAUAGUGACAUUAACUUUAUGUCCCUUUUCGCUUCCAUUUGUUUAGAUAGGUUUGUGUGAGCCUGUGUAAUUUUACUGCAAGAUUGAAUACUUGUAUUCCCUAUUUUAAAAGGAAAAUACAACGUCCCUUAAUAUUUGUAAAGGUUUAUAAAGUAUUUUUAUUUUAUUUGCAUUUUUUUUUUUACGAAUAUUCCAGCCAUCUCCUCAAUCUUAUAAUAUUUGAAUACCAUUAAAAGAAACACAAAAAUAACACAUUGUUCCACUACAGAAAAGUGCAAAAUUGUUCAUAUUGUGUUUUAGUUUACCUGGAAUGCUGAGAAAAAUAAUUGAAUUCCAUUAUAUAUUAUCAUGGCUUGCAGACUCCCCAACUGCUAAAAAUAAUUCUAAUUGAAGAAUGCUAUUAUCUUUGUUUUUAGUUGAUUUGCAUUUAGCCAUUUUCAUUGAAUAGGCUACAACAUACCUGACCAGACAAGUCCCCAUUCUAUGAAAUAUCACAAUUUGUACUUAAAGGGAUACUAAAGUGCCAGGAAUACAAAGCUCUAUUUCUGGCACUAUAGCUUCCCUCUUCCUCCCCAUCCCUCCUAACCACCAGAUCGUGGUGAAUAAAAGGUUAAUAACCCUUUAUUUACUCACCUUAUACCAAUGUCAAUUUAACUUGGUGCUGGGUAACAGCUCCGCCUCCUCCGAUAAGCGAUUGCUAAUGGACAUGCUUGGCACAUGCAGCGCGUGUAAUAGACCUCCCUAUAGGAAAGCACUGAAUGACUGCUUUCCCAUGGGGAAAAAUCUGACCCUGGAUGUCCUCAUGCAGAGCGUGAGGAUGUCCAGCAUCAGUUACCGGACCAAAGGUCUGUUUGGAUCCAAGAACUGCCUCCAGUGGCUGUCUCCUAUAAAGCCACUGGAGGCAGACUAAGUGCUUAAAUGUAAACAUUGUAGUUUCUUUGGACUAAAUGCAAUAGGGACACUGUACCCAGACCACUUUAAUGAUUUGAAGUGGUGUGGGUGCAUGUAGUGUCCCUUUAAAUCUGUAGAAGACAGUGCAGUUUUACUUUGAGACCAAGGGCAACUUUUGACUUCAUACAGCAGUGUGUUUUGUGAUUUUUGUGGCUUGACAUGGCUGCUGAACUGUAUUUCCAUUUUCAUGAGAUAAUAUAUUUUUGCUCACAGAUGUCUGCUUUCUUUUAGUAUCUUCAGUGUCUUCAGUAACAAUAUUUUUGUUUUUCACAUAGUCUACAUAGCUUUGUAAAUGUCAAAAUUUAUGAUCAAUUAUUUUUUUAACUUUCAUUUAUUUAUUUUUUAGGCUGACCUUUCAUCUUUAAAUAAGUGGAAGUUGGGGCAGGGCACUGAAGCAGGUUAUACAGAAUCAAGUAGCACAAAGGAGUCCACCACUUCAUCUACCCCCAUCCAAAACACCAAGACUGCACAAAAAGGCAAUGUAAGCAGCCAGGACAGGCAUAAGUCUCCAGCUCAAUAUGAGGGCACAACACAAAGGAGAACUUUGUCCAAAAAAACUGAAAAGGCAUCUGUAGUAGCACACAAAAUAGAAAUUGUUACUACAGCAGAAAUUACUACAAAUAUGCCCCCUAACAGACCCAAGGCUUCUACAAAUGGCUCUCACAAACUCAACAUGAAGAAAGAACCCAAAUCCUCUCCCAGCCUUGCAGCAGAGAAUAAAAAGUCUCAGUCUUUACCUAAAUCCCUUCAGAAGUCCAGAAAAUUUGUUAAAACAUCUUUAUUCCAAACUUCUAAAAAUUUAGAGAGCAAUAGAACGUCUCCUCUAAAACCCUCCAUUGAGCAGGAUGAUAUUUUUUAUCGCUCAUUAUUCAUUCCUAUGAAGGGGCUUCUUUCACCCCUUAGUGACCCUGAGGAUCAGUUACCUCUUAUUGUAAAACAUGACUUAAGCCUGUUGUCCCAGAUUCCUGGAUGGCCUUACAAAAAUGCAGAGCAGCCCACGAUUGAAAAGAUCGCACCUAAGCAGCACCCAAAAGAAACCCAGAAACAGACCGAGCAAAGUUUCAAUAAGGGAAAGCGGACGCACAAGGUUUGUAAUUUCAACACGUACACAAAGAAUUGUUUUGAAUAUGAUUUAUUAAUGUUUUCUUUUUCUGUCCCAAAACACCACAUAAUUUUAAAAUUAUAGUAAAAUUUACUUUAUAUGUCUUUCCAGUUUAACUUGCUUUCACAGCUCUAACUUUUUCAUAAUGAAUAGAGGGGUUUGUUCCUACUGUAAUUUUACUCCUGGACCAAAGACACAUGAUUUUAUUCCAGAAAUGACAUCUGUCCUUGUGUGGAAAUUUGUUUUUGUUUUACACUUUCACCAUUCUGACCACUAGCAUAAGUUGCAUUGGUUACUGAAGUUUUCCUAAACAAAUAUAUUUUCCCACUGUAAUGGGGUUCUCAAUAUUGUCUCAUUUUGUGUUAUUUGCAAACCUAGUUCUGCAAACAAUUGAUUCUUGUGCUGUCUAAAUAGCCAUUUUAAUGUUUCUUCAAGGACAUCAAAUAGAAACUGAACAAAGCUUUGUUAUACACUUGGCUAGGUGUCCCAAGUUUCCAUUCAGAUUAAUAUAAAUAAUAAAUGUUAAGAUUUAUUGACUGACAUGAAUUCGAUAGAAAAUUCAGAUUUUUUAUUUUUCUAAAUAAGGGUGCCUUUAAAAACUUGAGCUUUGCACUGUGAUUGGAUAUUUUUAAAUAUUUUAUAUUUAUAGAAUAUGUACAUAAUAUUGAUUUUUUUCUUUUUUAACAGAAUGAUGAAGAAUUAAAGGGUAAUGAUGCCAAGAAACAAAAAGUGGAAGAAAAGACCACAAACUACAAAGUGCCCAGUAAAGAGUAAGUAGUAUAUCUGAUCUUGUUUAUUCAUUCACUAUGUGUUUAUGUUUGUAUUGUGUGUGCGUCUGUGUAACCUCUCAUGUACAUUGUGUUGCAACACCUCAUUAAUAUAUUUGUUUUUUCAUGUUUCAGGUUGUCAAAACCAAAUCCUGUAAAGGAAAGAGAGUUACUCCCUUCAACUGUAACCCCUGCUCUACAGAAAGAUUUCAAGUCUGAACAUGGGUCUCGUAAAAGAACCAUUAGCCAGUCUUCAUCUCAGAAAUCCAGCAGCAGUGGCAGCACAAAGGAUAGUGGCACCAAAAGUAAGACUUCUGAUAAGGAAAGAAAAAUUGAAAGUAGCACCGAGGAAACAAAGGUAAACAUUGCAAUGGUUUUCCAGACAGAAAUUCUUAGGGAUGAUAGUUACAAAAACCUGAUUUGCCCAAAUUAAUAUCUUAAGGGAUUGUUAAAUCCAACAAAUAUUGCAUUGUUUAUUUGCGAAGUUGAACAUGUUUACUUCUUAAACUGAGUAAAUCCUUCUUCAACGAGAAUAGCGUGUAGCCGAGUAUUGUUAAACCCGUACAUAACCCAAUCUAAUUGGAUUCAGCUACAGACCCUUAGUCUGUGGUGAAGUCAAUAAGCAACGUAAUAGCCGACCAUUUAUUUUCAAGGCUUUAUGUGUUGCUUUCAGCCAACAUGCGUUUAACUUUAAACCAGUUUAUGGAUAUAGAACAAAACAGAAGCACAUUUCUGACAGUUCUGACAAUAUAACUUGGUCCAUUAUUGGAGACCCAAUAAAUUGUUGUGAGGAAGAAUUCUACUGUCUUGAUUAGAUCUCAUUCAUAAAUAGAAUACCUAUUCCACUCAGGUUUUUUAUUUAUUUAACCCCUUAAGAACCAAACUUCUGGAAUAAAAGGGAAUAAUGACAUGUCACACAUGUCAUGUGUCCUUAAGGGGUUAAAUGAUUUUCAAUGAUAUAGACAUCACAAUUGGAACAGCAGUAACAACAAUAUAGUCUGCAAUACUUUACUUUGUGUAAUGAAUUGUGCAUUUCUUCCUUUCCAGGAUAAACCCUCAGGUAAUACAGCUUCUGUCGCUUUUGUGCCAGCAAUCGAUAACAAAUCGUGGAGAGCAAAACUGACCUUCGAAGACAGGUGAGGCAUUUGAAAUACAAAAUCAUCUCUUUAACAUGGUGUUGUACAGAUAAACCUUUAUGAUAGUUUAUAACAUGAAAACACAAAUAAAACAAGUUAAUUAUUUAACAUGUUACACCUUAACAAUCUCUGUGAAGGACUCUCAAAUGGUAACACAAGACAACAUGUUUUAUCUUUUUUCAUAAAACUAAAUAGCAUUUUUCUUAUCAAAACUUCUAUUCUACUUCAGCUGUUGUUGGAUAGGAAAAAUAAUGUCGGCAAUGUUGUCCAGCAAGAGCUGACGUUAAAGGUCCCUGGGCUAUUAUAACUUUUGACUUCUAGUGUUAAACAAACACAUUGCUUAACUCAACACAUCACAUUAGAAAACUCAAAAACACCAAAUUUUGUCCAUACAACAGAUGGCUUUAAAAGUCCCUGUGCUAUUAUAACCUUCUAGUUAUAAGACUUCUAGUGUUAAACAAACACAUUACUUAACUCUCUCUAUUAGAUAAAUCUUUAAGAUUGUAGAAAACUCAAAAACACCAAACAACAAAACAAGUAAAUAAUUUACAAUGUUUGUCAGCAAAAUAAUAUUUUUGAUCUACACAUUACCAAUCUCUGGGAAAGUUUGGGGAUGCUGGGGGUAGUUGUUGGCUACAAUCUGAUCUUAGGGCCCAACUGCCAUUGUCUUCUGUCCUUAUAAACUGUCAUAUAGACUUAACUCCGAGUGUCAGUGUAAGAAUGAUUUGUAUGCCUUGCUUUUCUCUCUAGCACUCAAAUGUAGUGAUGUCCUGAACGGUUCGCCGAAUGGUUUGCGAACGGUUCGCCACGAACGGUUCGCCACGAACGGUUCGCCACGGACUCAUCAUUGAGUAAACUUUGACCCUGUACCUCACAGUCAGCAGACACAUUCCAGCCAAUCAGCAGCAGACCCUCCCUCCCAGACCCUCCCACCUCCUGGACAGCAUGCAUUUUGCAUUCAUUGUGAAGCUGCAUUCUUAGUGAGCUGUCCAGGAGGUGGGAGGGUCUGGGAGGGAGGGUCUGCUGCUGAUUGGCUGGAAUGUGAAUGCUGACUGUGAGGUACAGGGUCAAAGUUUACUCAAUGAUGAGUCCGGCGAACCGUUCGGGACAUCACUACUCAAAUGAUUAAACUAGACAAUAUGUUUUAUCACUUAUUUCCUUUGCAAUGAGUAGUUUCAUAAAACUUUGGUAUGAAAACAUCUCUUAAUCCAUUUUGCCUCUUGCAGAACCCAUUCAGCUGAUCACUAUCUACUGGAAGCAAAGAAAGUAAAGCACAAGGCUGAUGCGUUGGUAAUGAAGUACCCCCAAAUCUUUACAAAGGUGCUUUUCACUUUGCUUACUUUUAUUCUGGAGGUUGGAAUACAUAGCGGAUUUUGCAUGUAUUGUAAUUUUUCAGUUAUUUUGUCUUUGUAUUUUUCUAACCUGGAAAAAAAAAAUAAUAAUCUUUUUUAUUUCCUUCAUAGUCAGACAGGUUCGAGAAAGCAGUACUCUACCUUGAUGCGGUGCUUUCUUUCAUUGAGUGUGGGAACGCUUUAGAGAAGAGUGUUGAAGAAUCAAAAUCUCCAUUUCGGAUGUAUGGUGAAACAUUAGAGUUAAUAAAGUAUGUAUUUCAAUUUGAACUUUCAUUUUUAUGGGAUGUGAUAUGCUUGUCAUAUUAUUACUUGUUAAGCAGUAGUUUUUUUGUUUUUUUUCUUUAAAUCACUGCCGAUGUUUUGUGCAGAGCAUCAUGUAACAUAUUAGAGAUAGGUACACUUUUCUGUGGAUGCUCUAUUUUCAUGGCAUCCAGCUUAAAACCAAACUAGGCUGUAGAGAAACCAGAACAAUGUGGUGUUAAUAUUAGUAAUACAUGCCAUAAUGCCUGCAGCCUGUGGUGGGUGUCACCUUGCCUUUCCUCUUUGGUCACUGCUCAACACCUGUUCUUUUGUAUUCUAUACAAAUUAGAAUGCUGAAUUGAAAUACUACCAGGGGUCUGAUGUAGUCUAUUCUAUUAGGAAUCUUAGUAGUGGAAUAAUGUUGUUAGAAAUUUGUGGCAGCUGUGUGCAGUGAAAGUAAACGUUAAUGUCUUACAAAUAUACUACUACAACAAUUAAUUUUACUAUCUUUUAAGGUACACCUUGAAAUUGGCAUGCCCUGCAGCCCCUGAUGCUACAUCAGCUGAUAAGAGACUUGCUGUUCUUUGGUAUGUAUUUUUUCACUCUUGCAUUCUAAACCAAAAUCACACCAUUGUCAGAAAACCAUAACCGAGCGUUAUCUGAUAUUAAUUCUGAAGGCAGAUAGUAGAGCAAAUAUCUGAAAGUGGAAAAUAUAAGCCAUGCUAUGUUUUACAUGUCUCCAUGCACAAAUUCCUCACUUUCCAGUAGAUAUGUCUAUAAAGUGUAUGCCAGUGAGGUAGUCAUUGGUUGGACUUAACAAAUAUGAUCUGUUUGGAAUAGCCAGUUUCAAACUGGAUGCUUGUGAAUCAUACAUUGCUUACAGACACUUCUAAAUGUGAACAGAUAACUAAAAGUUCUAGGUAUAUAUGGCAGGGAGUGUUAUAAUCAAGGUGCUAUUCUCCCUUCAGAUUUGCAACCAGUUGGUAAGCAUGGCUACCUGUACUAAUAGGACAAAGAUUAUACCAGUGUCAACAGUUAGUACCACAUUGUUUUCUUUUGCUGAUAGAUAUUUUAACAAAGAAAUGUGACAACUAAGAAAACACUAUGUUAAAUUGAAUCAUCCAGCCAGUGAGAUACCUGGUCUACUAACUAAUACAGAUUUUACAUGCUGCAUAUUUAGUGAUUGAUUGUGUUGUGUCUCCUCAGUCUUUGCUGUCAAUCCCUUUUGUACUUGAGGUUAUUCAAACUGAAGAAGGAGAGUGCAUUGGAAGAUUCCAAGACAUUAACUGAACACCUAAAGGUAAGAGCUUUUUCAGAAUGGUAGCAAUUGUUUGGUAUUUCUAUAUAUUGUAUUUUUAGGGUUAUUCUUUUUUUAUAAAUUUGUGUUGUCAGUGAUUUUGUCUAGGACUGAUAUUUUUGAAUAGUAAUGACUGAUUUAAAUUGAAAUAUGUUAUAGAAAUGUAGAUGUAAGGGGUAAUUCUUAUCAGGUCCAUAGUUCAAAGUUCAAAUCCUUCUACAGUUAAAUAUUGUACAUGAUUAAACUGCCAUGAACAAAUCUUGAGGAUUACAGGUACAUCUUCACAUGUUUAUACUUCUGUUUUAUACAUUUUGUUGGUGAUAUUAUUUGUAGAUGUAUUCAUUAAAAAUGUUUACUUAUCUGAAGUUCACAUCCUACAUUAGGAGGAUAAUAAUAUACAUAAUAAUAGACUGGUAGUGGUCCUUGAGGAUUAGAUCAUAAAGGCCUACUGUAAUUCCAGGGAUUUUAUUCAAUAUUUAACAUAUUUUUCUUCCCUUUGCAGAUCUCUUAUGGUAAUUCUCAAGCUCCAUCUCCUACGAGGGGAAGGUAAGACGUUUGCAUUAACUACGUGAUUUCAUUUCUUUGUAGUUAAAUGUUUGGAACAUGCCUUGGAAAGUAUUUUUUGGCAAUAUGUGUCUAGAAAACAGAAACUAAAACGGUUUUGUUUUAAAGCAAACCUGCUUUGGCCUAAAAUGUGAAAUGAACUUCUAAAAGUGCCCAGGAGACAGCCUAUCACUCAGGAGUUAUAAAUAAAUGUAUUUUAAACCACUCAAGUGUUCCUUUUAUACCUGCAAGGCAUAACAUUUGCAAACAUCUAAGGUUAUGCAGUUAUUUAUAGGCUUCUUAACAAUCAAAAUAUAUGUGUUUUCUAUAUUUAAUCGCUCUGAAAUGGAACUGAAUGCAAGUAUAAUUAGAGGCAGCAUGCUCUUUUUGACUAAAGUUAAAUGCUAACAAUUACUUUUUCAUUUAUCAUACAGCAAAUCCGUGAGUAUGCCUUUCCCAGUGUCUCCGAAGCUGUCUCCUGGCAAUUCUAAUAGCUAUUCCUCCAAUGUGUCCAAUACUACUGGAGUCACGUCAUUUGUGACUAUAUCACAGAAGAUUCACCAGAUGACCGCCAGCUUUGUCCAGGACACAUCCAACUUCCUUUAUGCCACUGAAAUUUGGGACCAAGUAGAACAACUCUGCGCCGAGCAAAGUGGUAAGGUUUCUUAUUAUUUACAUAAUAUGUAACAAACUGCUUAGUUUCUCUGUAUUAAUUAUUAUAUUUAUUCUACGUUAAAGGGCUGUAAUAGUUUACAAUUACAAUUACAACUACUAGUAAAAACAUACUUUAAAAAGAUGAGGAAGUCCUUGCUCUGAUUUUAGUCUAGAUACUGGAAUCCAGCUUGACAUGGAAUAUUAUAACUCGAAAAAAAGAAUAUUGGCCUCAUAUUUACAUUUUAUUUAUUUCUUCUCUCCAGAAUUUUUUUCUGAACUGGAUAAAGUUAUGGGCCCCCUGAACUUCCAUUCCAGCACCAUCCCAGAACUGGUAUGCUACACCCGUCAAGGCCUGCACUGGUUACGCCUUGAUGCCAAGUUGAAACAUUAA